Oncorhynchus gorbuscha (pink salmon) is the source of this 6655-nucleotide messenger RNA. Its product is annotated as protein-methionine sulfoxide oxidase mical3b-like. The transcript has 32 exons. The record is from RefSeq and is a predicted model, not a curated record. The coding region runs from base 297 to 5945 and encodes 1882 amino acids. Lineage: Eukaryota; Metazoa; Chordata; Actinopteri; Salmoniformes; Salmonidae. Gene Ontology annotation, molecular function: protein binding; FAD binding.
GCGUCUGGAUGUGAGAGAGCGAGAAAGACAGACUUGGAGAGUUUGGAAUCAACAUAAUGCACAGCACACUAUAAGGAAGGGAGGGGGACAGGCUGAUACAAUGGAGGCUGCGGUAUAGGCUACUGCAGUGCAGGUUUGUGGGUUGUUGUUUCUGUGGCUGAAGAUAGAUUUUACAUUCGAUUUCUGAGAGACACCUGGCAACCCGUAGCUGAGCUGGAGAGUGAUAAUGUCUGUACAGGCCAGACGACAACACAGCAUACAGCAGCCAAUGAAAGAGCCCGGAACAGGAAGCUGAGAUGGAGUUCCCAGAGUUCCCAGGGUGCCCUGCUGCUGCCGGCCUUGCCGUGGGCGACGAGGCGGAGAAGGAGGGCCAUGCCCAGGUUCUAUUUGAUGAGUUUGUCCAGGCGUCUACCUGCAGAACGACACUCCGUGCCUUCAACCUGCUGUGUGAGCACCUUCAGCUCACACACACACACACACAGCCACAAACAUACUCCCCGACGCAGCCGCAGAGGCCUUUCUACCACAGCCUCAAAGAACGCCUCAACUACUGGAAGGCAAACGCACUGUGGGCCAAACUGGACAAACGGGCUGCCCACCACGAAUACGGGAAGGGCCGUGUCUGUGCCAACACCACGUGUGUGAUCAUCGGGGCGGGGCCGUGUGGUCUGCGUACAGCAGUAGAGCUGGGGUUCCUGGGGGCCAGAGUGGUGCUGCUGGAGAAGAGAGAUGCCUUCUCAAGGAACAACGUCCUUCACCUCUGGCCUUUCACCAUCCACGACCUCAGGGGCCUCGGGGCCAAGAAGUUCUACGGCAAGUUCUGUGCUGGAGCCAUUGACCACAUCAGUAUACGGCAGUUACAGUUGGUGUUAUUAAAGGUGGCUCUGUUGCUGGGGGUGGAAGUCCAUGUCAACGUAGAGUUCAAGGGACUGGUGGAGCCACCAGUGGACCAGGAGCAACAGAAGGUAGGCUGGAGGGUGGAGGUGAAACCCAAGUCUCACCCUAUUAACCAACUGCAGUGUGACGUGGUGAUCGGAGCUGAUGGACGACGGAACACACUGCCAGGGUUCAGGCGUAAGGAGUUCCGUGGCAAGCUGGCCAUUGCCAUCACAGCUAACUUCAUGAACCGUAACACCACGGCUGAGGCCAAGGUGGAGGAGAUCAGCGGAGUGGCCUUCAUCUUCAACCAGAGGUUCUUUCAGGAGCUACGGGACACCACAGGAGUGGACCUGGAGAAUAUAGUGUACUACAAGGAUGACACACACUACUUUGUGAUGACGGCUAAGAAGCAGAGUCUGCUGGAGAAAGGAGUCAUUCUGCGGGACUAUGCAGACACAGAAACACUUCUCUCACGGGGAAACGUGGACCAGAAUGCGCUGCUGGCCUACGCCCGCGAGGCGGCGGACUUCUCCACCAAUCACCAGCUGCCGUCCCUGGACUUUGCCAUGAACCACUAUGGGCAGCCUGAUGUUGCCUUGUUUGACUUCACCUGUAUGUACGCGUCGGAGAACGCUGCACUGGUCAGACAGAGACAUGGACACCAUCUACUGGUCACGCUGGUGGGAGACAGCCUUCUGGAGCCGUUCUGGCCCAUGGGGACAGGUAUAGCACGGGGGUUCCUGGCAGCAUUGGAUUCUGCCUGGAUGGUACGGAGCUGGGCUCAAGGCCUCGCCCCCCUGGACAUACUUGCUGAAAGAGAGAGUCUGUAUCGUCUCCUUCCUCAGGCCUCUCCAGAAAAUGUCAACAAGAACUUUGGUCAAUACACUGUAGACCCAGCUACCCGCUACCCUAACAUCAACCACCAACUCAUCACCCCUGCACAGGUGGGGCAUCUAAUAUACACAGAAGAGAGUGGAGAUUCGGGUGCGGACCAGGAACCACGACCCCGAUCCCCCUUGCCGAAGCUACUACGACAGGAGUCCUUCUCUCGCUCCAGUAAGCUUUUGUCAUGGUGCCAGCAGCAGACACAGGGUUACCGUGGCGUUGCGGUUAGCGACCUCACUACUUCCUGGAAGAAUGGACUAGCUUUGUGUGCCCUCAUCCACCACUACCGACCUGACCUCAUCGACUUUGACUCUCUAAAGGAGGAUGAGGGGGAGGAGAAUAUGAGGUUGGGGUUGGAGGUGGCAGAGAAGGAGUUUGGCAUCUCUCCUGUGAUGACUGUCGAGGAGAUGUCGUCUGUCAGUGAAACGGACACUCUCUGUAUGGUCAUGUACCUCAGCCAGUUUCACCAGCUCUUCAAGGACGCACUGCCCCCAAGCGAAUCCCAGACCGAGAGCCUAGAUGGGAGGGCUGCUGUGAUUGGUCCUGCCUCUCUCCUCAGCCGCCUGGGCCACAGCCCAUCCCGCAAGCGCAACCCCAAGGAGCAGAAGGAGAAGGAUGUGGUGGGGAAGAGGAGGAAGACCAGUCGGCCAUGUCUGGAGGAUGUGAGACAGGAUCUCAGAUUAGUGGACAGUUAUGAGGAAGAGGCUGCCUUGUGCUCUGUGGGUGGAGCAAGCCAGAGCAGAGUGCGCUCGAUGGCCAAUCAGCUGCUGGCCAAGUUUGAGGAGAAUGCCACUUGCCCCUCCUCCACGCCAGCUGCAGCUCUCCGCAGACAGGGGGACUCCAUGCCCAUGCUUCCACCUCCUCCAGCAUCCCCUGACCCCCAGGAACCAGCCUUUGUGGCCUCCGCUGCCACCUGGAAACAGGUAAAAAUAAAAUACGUUCAGAUGUACACCGGGGGAGUAAGCUCAUUGGCUGAACAGAUAUCCUGUCAGCUUCAAAGUCAGGAGUCACCGUCACCCCAGCACACUCCUGAUAGGAAGGAAUCGGCUGGCGUUCACUCUGUGUCGGCGGGGCCAGGGCCAGGAGGGGCCAGUGACGUGUGUUUCUUCUGCAGUAGGCGUGUGUACGUGAUGGAGAGACUCAGUGCUGAGGGACUGUUCUUCCACCGGAGCUGCUUCCAGUGUGACCACUGCAGCUCCACCCUUCGCCUGGCCUCUUACGCCUACGACCGGCCUAACGGGAAGUUCUACUGUAAGCCACACUAUGACCUCCGUCUGGUUGGGCCGGUCCAGAGGAAGAGACCAGCUCCUCCUACCUCCGACCAGCAUCCAACCCCCUACGAACGGACCCCCUCUCAGCAGACCCUCCUGGAGUCCCCAGCUGCUCUGUCCACUAACCCUCGCUCCUCAGUAACUGUGGUGACAGCAGAUCGCAGGUCCUCAGUGGCAUCUCUGAUUGAGAGGGAGUGUGGCUUGGCUAAGCGCGUGCGCGGCACGCCAGAACGUAUAGAGCUGGAGAACUACCGUGGGAGCCUGGGGAGCCUGGAGACUGAGCAGCUAACAGAUGAGCCGGAGGAGGUGCCAGAGGAGACACUGGCCAAUUACAACCUCAGUCUGCUGGUGACAGAGGUGAAGAAGGCCAAUCACAAGCGCAUCUCGUUGCGGGACAACGAGGGCUCCAGUUCAGAAUCAGAGACGGAGGAGGAGGGGGAGAGGCAGCGGGCUCUAACCAAUGACCUGGCUAGAGACUCCUGGAGGAAGGCCAUGGAACUACACGCACGCCUCCGUGGAGAGAGAGGAGAUGACGAAGAAGAGACGGAAGAAGGAGAGGAGGAAGGAGAGGUUGAUGAAGAUGAGGAUGAUGAUGAUGAGGAGUUAUCUAGUGAUGGGGAAGGAGCAUCUCCACUCACCGCUGAGGAGGUCGCCUCGUUGGACGAGUGGCAGCAGAGCACACACUCUCCAGACACACACACACCUGACACACACACGCCUGACACGCACUCUCCAGACACACACACGCCUGACAUACAACUGCCUGACUCGACAACACCCGACACACACGGUCCACACAGCCCCACCAGUGUACCCAAUAUCACCUUCUCCACUCCGGCCACUGCCUCAACACCCUUCACACCCACACCUUUAACAUCGCAUGCACCCACACCCACGUCCUCAGUGUCAAUUCCAGACUCCUCUGUCUUUACCUACUCCUCCCCCAACUCCUCCACCACCUCUGGUUGCUCCCCGGGUCCAGACGAGGGAGAGGAGGAUGGGGAGAAGAAAGAGAUGAAGGAGAGAAAAGAACGAGAGGACAGGGAGAGAGGGGGGAAGGAGAGGGAGAGGGUGCGUGACUCCAGCAGUAGUUCGGGGAUCGGUGUGGGUGGGAGCUCCACCACCUCUACCUCGGACCCUCUCACCCCUCCCGGCAUCCCUCCCCCCGCCCAGCUCAUGGCAUGCUGGGAUAGCCUGCCCCACCCUUCUGUGGAGGCGGAGUCACUACAAAGCCCCGCCUCUCGCCCUGCCCCUCGAUUUGCCCCUGCACCUAUCAUGGCGUCGGCUGUUGUGCGAGGGGUCGGGGGCAAGAAGCUGAAACCGUGGGACGUGGAUGGGGGAAGGGGAUUUGUUGCGGGGGGGUCUGUUGGGGCAGGGUCUCUUGGGGAGAAGCUGUGUAAGGGUGUAGUAAUAGACCCCUUAGAGGACAUCAACCCCCCCUUGUCCCCCCUGAAGCCCCUUAAGGCAGUGCCCAGAGAUGAGAGAGAGAUCGGGAGGAAGAGGGAGAUGGAGAGGAGGAGGGAGAUAGAGAGAGCAGCCAUGGGAGUGGGCUGGGAGGACACGAAAAUCCCCCUAGGAAGGGAGCCUCUCCCAAGGAAGAGCAGAGGUGGUCUAGACCCCCGCAGACUCACAGAGAGCUUGCCCCCCCUCCUCCUCACACAACUCCAGGGGGGCUCCCUCUUCCCUUCACGUAAGUGCUGCAGGGACAACCAGCCCCCCAGCCAGAGUGUGUCUGAAGCGGGCAUAGGAGAGGGUGGACCCCUGGGCCUGUGGAGAGCUGUCAUCUCUGGCUAUAAGAGGGACAGGAAGAAGAAGGGCAGGACUUCCCUUUCCAAAAUGGCAACAGCCCCAGCCCCCAAAGAGCAGGGCAGGAGGAAAACUUCUGCGGAGAGAAGAGGUGUGAAGUUCAGGGAGCGCCAGAGCUGGUCGGAGCCGGAGGAGUCAGACAUCACCUGCUCUGUUGUGAUGGAGAGGUGCUCCAUGAACCCCAAGGCCAACCUUCGUCUGGAGCUGUUUGACCUAGCGUCAGACCUUCAGAAGGACACCAUUGAGGAGGAGGAGGAAGAGGAGAAUGAGGAAGGGGAGUCUGCAUAUGUGCCUCAUGCCCUGGCCUUUAAGAGGGCGUAUGCCAUUAAGAGGCACGUGGGGAAGGAGAGGGAGCGGGACAGCUCCCCCCGUAUGGAUACACAGCGGAAGUCAUCGUGCCCUACGGAAGUUGUCGGGGUACUGGUGCACAUGAUGGACCUGAAGGACCCGUCCAGCCUGGAUGUGUCAGAGGCCAUGUUCCACAGAGACCGGGACCCAGAGGAGGAGCAGCUAGAUGCCAGAUUAACACGCAGAGUACAGAGGGCGGCGCGCAAACAGGCCAAACAAGAGCAACUCAAGAGACUGCACAGGGCCCAGAUGAUCCAAAGGCAGUUGGAGCAGGUGGAGGAGAAGCAGAGGCAGCUGGAGGAGAGGGGUGUGGCUGUGGAGAAGGCCUUGAGAGGGGAAGCAGACUACUGGGGAGAGUCGAAUGACAGUGAAGAGCUGGACUUACACCUGGGAGUCAUGGGCAGGCAGGAUGACCCAGCUCUGAUGCAGCAGUGGUUCAAGCUGGUCCAGCAGAAGAACUGUCUGAUGCGCUAUGAGUCAGAACUCAUGAUAUUUGCUCGGGAGCUGGAGUUGGAGGACAGACAGAGCCGUCUUCAACAAGAGCUCAGAGAGCGGAUGGCCGUGGAUGACCACCUGAAGGGUGAGGCAGAGCUGGCUGAGGAGAAGCUAAUCCUGGGGGAGAUGUUGGAGGUGGUGGAGCAGAGAGAUGCUCUGGUGUCUCUGCUGGAGGAGCAGCGACUGCAGGAGAGCCAGGAGGACAGAGACCUGGAGGCCAUCAUGCUGUCCCGGGGACUGGGCCUGCACAACUGGGCCUGAGCUCUAUUCUGGGGACUGGGCCUGCACAACUGGGCCUGAGCUCUCUUCCGGGGACUGGGCCUGCACAACUGGGCCUGAGCUCUCUUCCGGGGACUGGGCCUGCACAACUGGGCCUGAGCUCUAUUCCUGGGACUGGGCCUGCACAACUGGGCCUGAACUCUAUUCAGGGGACUGGGCCUGCACAACUGGGCCUGAGCUCUAUUCCAGGGCCUGGGCCUGCACAACCGGGCCUGAGCUCUAUUCCUGGGACUGGGCCUGCACAACGGGGCCUAAGCAAAAGACACUCGCGUCACUUUUCCUCUAAAUCUGUGAUCAGGGUCAUGGUUGUGAGGUCACUUCGCCUCUGAUACAACGUUAUGACCAGGAUCAAGGCGGGACUGUCUGGAUGAUCCAUUUUUAGGAUUGGAUAUGUUUCCCCAUCCUGCUGCUACACCUAUCCUGUUGCUACACCCAUCCUGCUACACCCCUGACUCACUGACUGAUGGGCCUUUGAGAUGGCUCGAUAUUCUAUGCUCACUAUACUCACCCAGUCUGUUGUUUAAUGCAAUAUAUGGCAUGUUUGAAUUAUUUGUAUUGUUAUUCAUUAACAAUUUAGAGAAAUGUAUAUUAUGUAAAAAGAAACAUUACUCUUUUUUUUUUAAACUCUUUUUUUUUAUUCUACUAAUUAUGUUUUACUUCAUACAUUGGAUAAUAAAGACAUUCUGACAUCA